This is a messenger RNA of Helianthus annuus (common sunflower), 1878 nucleotides long. RefSeq lists its product as uncharacterized. Gene Ontology annotation, biological process: proteolysis. NCBI's taxonomy places the organism in Eukaryota, Viridiplantae, Streptophyta, Magnoliopsida, Asterales, Asteraceae. Bases 1 to 1878 code for a protein of 625 amino acids. The transcript has 4 exons. The record is from RefSeq and is a predicted model, not a curated record. Gene Ontology annotation, molecular function: zinc ion binding; aspartic-type endopeptidase activity; nucleic acid binding.
AUGAAUGAAAUGGCAAGUGGAGGAAACACGGAUACCACAGAACGGAUAACUCGAAAUGAGUUAAACAAGAUAAUUUCGGGUGAAGUAGUCAAGGCGUUUGAUGCAAAUGUUGCGAAGCUAGCGCAAGAAGUGGAGAGCCAAGUGUUGAGUAGUGUGGAAACUAUGGUAACGAGUAAGAUAGAUGAGUUGAAAGAAAUGAUAACUGGGAUUCAAGGCAAGAAGGAUGUACGACGAUGUACAUAUAAGGAUUUUAUGGCAUGUAAGCCUGCAACUUACAAUGGAGAAAUUGAUUCCAUUGAAUGUCAAAGAUGGAUAGCUAACAUGGAAGGGGUGUUCAUACGAAGUCAUUGUGAUAAAGAAGAUCAAGUCAUGUUUGCCACGGGGCAACUUUUACGAAGGGCUAAAGAUUGGUGGGAUUCGUAUAGUAAAGAGAUCGGAGAGGAUAGAGUUCAAACUUUGACUUGGCAAGAAUUCAAACAACCUUUUAUCAAGUACCAUUGUCCACAAUCACCCGUGAAUCGAAUCCAAGAAGACUUUCUCCGACUCCGACAAAAGGAUGAAUCAAUUGAUGAGAUCACAAACACUUUCCUUGAUCAGCCGAAGUUUUGCGGAGAAAUAGUCGGAACAGAGAGGAAGAAGAUUAUCCGUUAUCAUGGCAUGCUUAAGGCUGAAUAUCGGGAGUUCAUAACUCCUUCUAAAUGUGAAACUUUGGACGAGAUUAUUGACCUGGCAAGGGAUAGGGAGAUUGAGAUAAAGAGGCAGGUUGAACGCGGGGAGAAAAGGCAAGUCGAGAAGGGGUCAAAGCAAGGAGAAUGCUUAUUGGGAAAGAGAGGAUGUUACAACUGCGGGCAAGAAGGGCAUCCUUAUUAUAACUGUCCAAAUCCUAAGAGGGUGUGCUACAACUGUAAUGAAUCGGGCCACGUGAAGGCUAAAUGCCCAAAACUCAAACAAGGAGCGAAGAAAGAAGGAAAGAAGGAAGAUGCAGCCAAAGCUAAGGGAAGAAUGUUCCAAAUCUCUACGGAAGAAGCUAGAGCUCACCCGAAUGUGGUGUCAGGUAUCUUUAUGAUAAACUCUAUACCCACUUAUGUGUUGUUUGAUACUGGGGCUAGUAGAUCAUUCAUUUCUAGCAAAAUUGCACAUUCCCCUAUGUUCACGAUAGAAAGAAUGCCUACACCACUCGAGGUAGAAAUAGCCGAUUGUAAGAGUUACCUUUUACACGAAAUAUGUAGGAAUUGUAGAAUCACUAUAGAGGACGAAGAUUUUGAUAUUGAUUUGAUUCCCAUGGUCCUAGGAGAAUUCAGGGUAGUAGUAGGUAUGGAUUGGUUAUCCCGCCAUUAUGCGAAAAUCUUAUGUGAAAGCAAAAUUAUUCAUGUGACAUCUCCUUGGGGGAGACGGGUAAGUAUUCAUGGGGAAAGGAAAGUAGAGGCAAAAUUUUGUACUAUCUUAGAAGCGGUUAAGUGUGUGAAGAAUGGAAGUAAGGCAUUCUUAGGCUAUGUUUUCGACACAAAAACAGGUGCUUUAAGGAUUGAAGAUACUAAGAUUGUGAACAAAUACCCGGAUGUGUUUCCGGAUGAAUUACCGGGACUCCCACUCGAGCGAGAAGUCGAAUUUCGUAUUGAAUUGGAACCAAAUGCCAAACCGGUAGCCAAGGCCCCUUACCGGGAAGUGCAGUUCUUAGGCCAUGUAAUUAAUGAAAAGGGGAUCUUGGUGGAUCCUUCUAAGGUGGAAGCCAUGAUAAAAUGGGUACCCCCGAAGAAUGUUAGUGAAAUAAGAAGUUUCCUUGGUCUAGCUGGCUAUUAUCGGAGAUUCAUCCAAGAUUUCUCCAAAAUAGCCCUUCCUUUAACCAAGCUGACAAAGAAAGAAGAAAAGUUUGAAUAG